GACUGAAGUCAUGGAAUCAGACAUCACUUCAUGUCCUGCAGUCUGAUCCUCUCAGGAAUCCUCGGAUCUGAUGGGACAUUUAAGGAUGUUUUUCCCUGAUGUCUCAUAUUCACUGCUGUUGUUGGGAAUCUCGUGUCUGACUGGCUUCACUAAGACUUCACAGGAGUUCUCAGGUUAUCUGUCCCGUGUGCUGAGGAAUUACACCGAACAGGCGUGUGACGGAGAAUUCCUGACUGUCCGCUGCCCGCCCAGAACCUCCAUCACCGUCCAAUCGGCUUUCUACGGCGGACGAGACCCCACCCACUCACUUCAGUGCCCAUCCACUUAUAGCAGUGCUGGAGCACACUCAGUGAAUGACAUCACUUCCUGUCAUGUGUCAACAUCUUUGCAGAAGAUGUUGGAUGAAUGUGAGGACAGGCGGAGAUGUCAGGUUCUUGUCAACAGUCGUUUGUUUGGGACGGACCCCUGCCCGACCGUCAGCAAAUACCUCAGUGUGCAGUACAAGUGCAGGCCGAAUGAGUAUAAGAGUAAAGUGGUGUGUGAAGGGGAGCGGUUGCGCUUGGGCUGUAAGACGGAGAUGCAAAUCGUGGUUUAUUCCGCCAUGUUUGGCCGCACGCAGCAGGGCACGCUGGAGUGUCCUCCACACCACCGGAGAGCGCCGUCUGUCGGUGAGAGCUCAGACUCAUUUCUCAUUUUCACCAGAUUCAACUGUGAAUCAAUGAAAGUUUUGUUUUCAAAUCCUUGUGAAUUCUGA
Molecule: messenger RNA, 754 nt
Organism: Megalobrama amblycephala (Wuchang bream)
Lineage: Eukaryota; Metazoa; Chordata; Actinopteri; Cypriniformes; Xenocyprididae
Product: protein eva-1 homolog C-like
Exons: 4
Coding region: 71-754 (227 amino acids)
Molecular function (GO): carbohydrate binding
Source: RefSeq, a predicted model, not a curated record